Molecule: messenger RNA, 1976 nt
Organism: Rhododendron vialii
Lineage: Eukaryota; Viridiplantae; Streptophyta; Magnoliopsida; Ericales; Ericaceae
Product: chaperone protein dnaJ GFA2, mitochondrial-like
Exons: 18
Coding region: 358-1707 (449 amino acids)
Biological process (GO): protein refolding; response to heat
Cellular component (GO): cytoplasm
Molecular function (GO): ATP binding; heat shock protein binding
Source: RefSeq, a predicted model, not a curated record
ACACGUGUUUGGCUUCCGAGAAAGUGAAGGUGGGAAAAGAUUUCCUCGAGAAAAACCCAAAAAACAGAAACCCUAAAAAUAAUGAGAAUAAAACGAAUGAAUUAGGCAAUGAAGGUUACUCCGGUUGUGGUCCUGCCUGCUCGUCUCGACGCCGCUGGCCGCGCUGCUACGGGCGGCAUCCGUUAUUAUGCGGUCUAGGACGGUAUUGGACGCCACCGCGUGAAAGAAUUCAUUUUUAGGGGUUUUCUAGGGUUUAAGGAAUUUGGAAACCCAUUCAAUACAAUCAACCACCCCAACAACGUCUCUACUUUUCUCCUAAUCGAUCCUUGUCGUAAACAUCCGCAAAAUAGCGCUCCGAUGGCCCGCUCAAACGGCGUUAGACUUGUUCUCCUUGCUCGACGCUCACUCUCUCUCAAUCCCCUCUGUGCUUCCCCAAUUGCCGUAUAUGAGUCGUUUUUGGAAAGGGGCUAUAGGACAUACAGCUCGGCGUUCUACAAUCAACCUAGGGUUCCUGCUAGUUUUAAUUCUGUAAAUGUUAACAAUAGAAGAUGGUUGCCGCUUGGAGUAUUCAAAUCCGUUUUGGGGGCAGGCACUUCAAGAUCGAUUCAUGGCACCGCAUUUAAGGCUGCAAGAGAUUAUUAUGACACACUUGGUGUGAGUAAGAACGCUACUGCAUCUGAAAUUAAGAAAGCUUAUUAUGGGCUUGCAAAGCAAUUGCAUCCAGAUACAAAUAAAAAUGAUCCUGAAGCUGAAAAGAAAUUUCAAGAAGUCCAAAAGGCAUAUGAGGUUUUGAAAGACGAUGAAAAACGUGCACAGUAUGACCAGCUUGGCCAUGAAGCUUAUGAAAGCGGGGAUUCUAGUGGAAUGGAUGGUCGCCAAUGGAGCCCUGGUUUCAAUCCAUUUGACAUCUUCAAUGGGGAUAAUAUCUUCAAUUCAUUCUUUGAUAGGGGCUUGGGUGGAAAAGAUAUCAAGGUUUCUGUUGAGCUAUCCUUUAUGGAAGCAGUCCAGGGAUGCACCAAAACGCUGACAUUCCAAACUGAAUUGCCUUGUGAAGCUUGUGGUGGGGCAGGGGUUCCUCCUGGAACCAGACCAGAAACUUGCCGGACCUGUAAAGGCUCAGGCGCGAUAAGCAAGGUUACUGGCCCAUUAAGGUACCAGGUUACGUGUCCUUAUUGUCGUGGAACUGGGAAAAUUGUUAAGAACUUCUGCAAGGCUUGCAAUGGGGAGAAAAUAGUGAGAGGACCAAAGACAGUCAAGCUGGAUAUCAUGGCAGGGGUUGAUGACAAUGAAACUUUAAAGGUGCAUAGGAGUGGUGGAGCAGAUCCUGACGGAAAUCAACCUGGUGAUCUUUAUGUUACUAUCAAGGUCCGGGAAGACCCUGUUUUCAGACGAGAAGGGGCGGACAUUCAUGUUGAUGCUGUGCUGAGUAUCGCUCAGGCAAUUUUAGGAGGAACAAUCCAGGUCCCAACUCUAACGGGAGAUGUUGUUCUUAAGGUCCGCUCAGGCACCCAACCUGGCCAGAAGGUGGUUUUGAAGAGAAAAGGGAUUAAAACAAGGAACUCUUACUCUUUCGGGGAUCAAUAUGUGCACUUCAACGUCAGUAUUCCAGUAAAUUUGAGCCCGAGACAGCGUGAACUAAUUGAAGAGUUUGCAAAAGAAGAGCAAGGGGAAUACGACAAGGCAGCUGCUGCUGGAGGAUCUGGUUAAAGUUUGACGUUCCAAUCACCUCUCCUGUAGGUGGAAGAAGGAUAACUCAUUUUUAGGGAUAUACCAUUAUUCCUUGUGCUAGGCAAUUUUGUAUGACUAGGUUUAGCUUUACCUGUUAUUAUUAUUUUUCCCUGUUAAUAUCUGUAAAAAUUUCUUCGUGAUGGAAUAUACAAUAAUCUAUGGGACCAGGACCAGAUCAUCGGAUAUUUUAUUGGGGGAAUCGCGUUUCAGUGACUAAUGGGGCAAGUAACGCCGGAUUUAUGUUUUAA